AUGGCGUUGCGCUCCCAGCAUCUACAGCAGCUGACAUCAUCCAGUCGUUUCCCAGCCGUGUUGUCCGCACUGCUUCCGCGCAUCCUAUCCCACUCCCUCCACAGUGAACCCCACUCUCCCACCGCUUCAUCCUCCUCUUCUCACCUUGCAUCAGCCGUCGCACCAUCCACGCUCACCGCAUCGUCUCCAUGCUCCUCCCCCGUGCCAACGAGCCCCUCUCCAUCGUCCCAUCCGCCUCCUGCGCUCCCUCCACACCGUUCCUCCCAUUUCAGCAGCAUCUCGCAGAAAUCCGCUUGCCGACCCUCUUCCAAUCUCCUAAACAGCACGGCAUAUAGCCGAAUUCCCCUCCAUCGAUCCUUUUCCAAUCUCCCGGAUAGCACGGUGUAUGGUGGGCCGAAGCCCGAGGCGGGGCGGAAGCGGGUGACGCUGCAGCAGGUGGGGAGCAAGUACCGCCGCGGCGAGCCCAUUGUCAUGGUCACGGCCUAUGACUACCCCUCGGCAGUGCACGUGGACAUGACGGACAUAGACAUCUGCCUGGUGGGCGACUCAGCAGCCAUGGUGGUGCAUGGGUACGACACCACUCUGCCAAUCACACUCGAGGACAUGCUUCUGCACUGCAGGGCGGUGGCACGGGGAGCCUCUCGGCCGUUGCUGGUGGGCGACCUUCCCUUUGGCACGUACGAGCAGAGCCCACAGCAGGCGGUGGAGAGUGCAGUGCGGCUGUUAAAAGAAGGCAACAUGGACGCGGUCAAGAUAGAGGGGGGCAUACCGGCACGGGUGGCGGCAGCGCGGGCGGUAUCUGAGGCGGGUAUAGCUGUGAUGGGGCACGUGGGACUCACUCCUCAGGCCAUCAGCUCGCUGGGGGGCUUCCGUCCCCAGGGCAGAUCCGUUGCCAGUGCUCUCAAGGUGGUACAACACGCACAAGCAUUGCAGGAAGCCGGGUGCUUCGCAGUGGUGCUCGAGUGCAUGCCAGCAGUGGUGGCAGCGGCGGUCACAGCUGCUGUCGACAUUCCCAGCAUUGGCAUCGGAGCCGGGCCGCUCUGCAGCGGGCAGGUGCUGGUAUACCACGACCUUCUGGGGAUGAUCCAACACCCACACCACGCCAAG
This is a messenger RNA of Closterium sp. Naga37s-1, 1107 nucleotides long. Lineage: Eukaryota; Viridiplantae; Streptophyta; Zygnematophyceae; Desmidiales; Closteriaceae. The record is from the annotation of a GenBank genome assembly.